Messenger RNA from Haliotis rubra (blacklip abalone), 1589 nucleotides. RefSeq names its product cytochrome P450 3A28-like. Lineage: Eukaryota; Metazoa; Mollusca; Gastropoda; Lepetellida; Haliotidae. The coding region runs from base 69 to 1103 and encodes 344 amino acids. Gene Ontology annotation, molecular function: oxidoreductase activity, acting on paired donors, with incorporation or reduction of molecular oxygen; iron ion binding; steroid hydroxylase activity. The transcript has 10 exons. The record is from RefSeq and is a predicted model, not a curated record.
CAGAUUGUAUAUGUUUCUUUGAGCUCAGGUUCAGAAGAUAUGAAGUGUUUUGUGUAAUUUAACCAUCUAUGACGUUUCUGUUGUGCAGUAUCUUUCUUGGAAGGACUCCCACCUAUAUUAUCGCCGAUCUGGAAAUUCUCAAAGAGGUUAUGGUCAAGAGUUUUGACAAUUUCAGAAACCGGGUGAUAUUUUCGGUACCCUACCCCUUAAAUUUAGCUUUGUUUUUCUUGGAAGAUAAUGCUUGGAAAAGAGUGAGAAAUACCAUCAGUCCUUCAUUUACUGGUGUCAAAUUGAGGCGGAUGUGCGGAGCCAUCAACGAUUGUGCAAGGACUCUUACAACAAAUUUCGCGAAGGUCAUGGGGAAAGACGCUGGAGUCAAUAUGAAACAAUACUUUGGAGCUUUCUCUAUGGAUGUGAUUUGCCAAACUGCAUUUGGGAUAAAGGUUGAUUCGCAAACAGAUUUCAACCACCCGUUUGUCGUUCAUGCUAAGACGUUAUUCCAACCAACAAAACUGGCAGUGGUAUCCUCAGCAUUGUCAGAUGCUGUUCCAGCACUUGGACCAGUCUUCAAUAAGCUCGGCCUUGGACUCUUUCCACAAAAAUCCGUUGCCUUCUUUGAGACGAUCACGGGUAACUCAACAAGAGAGGAACCAAACUAUGGCAACAUUGGGAAACUGAAGUAUCUGGACAACGUGAUCACAGAGACGCUCAGGCUCUACCCGCCGGCUUUUGUGAUUGACCGAACUGUUUCUGAGCCCACUCAGAUCAAAGGCCUAACUUUCUCUAAGGGUCAAGAUAUCUUCAUUCCUGUGAUGGCCAUACACAGAAAUCCUGAGCUCUACGACGAUCCUGAUUCCUUCAAGCCAGAAAGGUUUGAAGACCAAGACAAAACUGUUGCCUUCCAAGCUUUCGGAUUUGGCCCCAGGGCCUGCAUUGGGAUGCGGCUUGCUCUUGUUGAAGUUAAAGUUGCUUUGGUUAAUGUUCUGAGGGCCGUGAAGUUUGAUCGUAUGCCCGACACACCGGAAGUAUUGACGUUUGCUCAGAAUCCAACUAUUCUUCAACCAGACAAGGACAUCAUACUGAAAGUGUCUCCAAGAUGUUGAAAACGGCGACAAUGCAACAUUAGUUCAAAGAAUGUAUAUGUCUCCAAAUUGUGUACAAACCAAUGAUUAUAUAUAUAUGUUUUACCACUUUAAAUCAGUGGGCAUCGAAAACUGAUUGUCUUCCACCUUGAAUUCUUAUAAUAAUCAAACGAGAAGCCUUGCACUUUUGGCACAUCUGUAUUGCUUGUAAAUCUUGUUCUCUGGUGUGCUGUGCUGAUGUGACACUCAGCCUGUAAGACACUCAAUCCGUAAAGUGAGUGCCAUUGGCUUAACCUGGCUCUGUAUGUUUUAACGCAAAGUUUAGGUGAAACUUGAAGUUAUGCAGGUCUCAGGCGUUUAUUAUCUUGGUGAAGCAAGAUCAGGUAUGACGCUAACCAAAUGAAACACAUUGAGGGACAUGUGCUGAUGCCGGUAUGAGCUAAUGCCCGCAUUCAAGUGUGUACAUUUCAGAUACUUUCCUGUUUCCAUGACAUACUGAAAUUUGUA